Molecule: messenger RNA, 1907 nt
Organism: Prorocentrum cordatum
Lineage: Eukaryota; Dinophyceae; Prorocentrales; Prorocentraceae
Source: the annotation of a GenBank genome assembly
GGCCGCCCGCGCCGCCCGUGCCCGCGCUGCUGGGGCGCUACCUCAUAGGGUCGGACGAGUCCGAGGCCGGCAGCGAGCCCGAGGGCGACGUUGUUGAGGGUCCUUGCCCCAGCCCCGCGGUGGAGGGCGAAUUCGCGCAUGGCGGCAUGGCCGUGGGCAGCGCGCGUUGGUCCGAGGGCGAGGCCGAGGCUGGCCCCCUGGACGGCGGGGCCCGCCUUCUCGCGGGCGCCCGCUGAAUGGGCGCCCUCGAACGCGCAUGGCCCCCGCGCGGUGCGGCCGUGGGCCACUGCAGCGGCGGAGGGAGGAGGGAUGGGGCGGAGGGAUUCAGGCCCUCGGCGUCGCAGCCCCCAUCUCGCAUGAUGGACGCGUUCGGCCAGGGCGGCGUCGCGACGACAGUGCCCAUGGCCUGGGAUGCGCAUUCCCCAGGGGGAUGCGGAGCGGCCGAGGCCGCCAUUGCCUUCUCUAAGGUCGAGCCGCUCCGGACGCUGAAGGCGGUCGGAGGCGAGAAAGGCGACCUGGCGGCGCAGGCGCGCGGCGUCGACGGCCUGGCCGCGACGACGGCCCCGAUCGACGAGGAGCGCGACCUUGCGGAGCAGGUGCUCGGCGACGACGUCGACGUCGACGGCGUGGCCGUGGUGCAGGCCCAGAUCGACGAGGAGCGCGACCUGGCGGCGCAGGCGCCCAGCGUCGAUGGCGCGGCCGUGGCGAGGGCCCCGAUCGACGAGAAGUGCGACCUGGCAGGGCAGGUGCUCGAUGUCGGCGGCGUGGCCGCAGCGGAGGCCCAGAUCGACGGAGAGGGCGGCAUGGCGGAGCAGGUGCUCGACGUCGUGGCGGCCCAGAUUGACGAGGAGUACGACAUGGUGGAGUAGCUGCUCGACGUCGCGACGGCUCAGGUCGACGAGUUGAGCGACGCGGCGGAGCAGGUGCCCGACGUCGCGGCGGCCCAGAUCGAGGGGGGGGCGAUCUGACGGAGCAGGUGCUCGACGUCGCGACGGCCAAGAUCGACAAGGAGGGUGGCCUGGCGGAGCAGGUGUUCGACGUCGAGACGGCUCAGAUCGACGAGGAGCGCGACGCGGCGGAGCAGGUGAGCGAUGUCGACGGCGAGGCAGUGGUGAAGGCCCGGACCGACGAGGGGCGUGACCUGGUGGAGCAGGUGCUCGACGUCGGCGGCGUUGCUGCGGCGAGGGCCCAGGUCGACGAGGAGACCGACCUGGCGGACCAGGCGGCAGCGCAGGUGCUCAACGUCGACAGCGAGGCCGUGGUGAAGGCCAGGUUCGACGAGAAGGGCGACCUGGCGGCGCGGGCCUACGACGCCGACGACCAGGCCAUGUGGAAGGCGCUGGGGAGGCGUGCGGCUCACAGAGCGGCGCGGGCCUCGGCGUGAUCGACGAUGGCGGCCGCGCGAGGGCGGCGCGCCCGGGGCGCGGCGAGGCGCGGCAGAGGGCAGCCGCGGUCGACGGCGUGGCGGAGAGCCUCGCGCAGCGCUGGUGCGACAUGGCCGACGAGGCAGAGCGGCGGCCAGGCCCGCGGACGCUUCAGCAUCGGGCGGCGGCUGCGCGGGCCGCGCAGGUGCGCGCUGUGAAGCUCGAAGAGCUGGCGAUCUUGUCGCGGGCGCGGGUGUCCUUCCAGACUGACCGCGCGCGCCAGUGCCCGAGCGGAGAGGACCCCAUGGCUGCGGACAUCCAGGCGGAGCUGGAGAGGAUCGACAGUCAGGCGACCGCGUGCGAGGCCGAGGCCGACGCGGCGAGCAGGGGCGGCUGACGGUGGUCGAGGAGGCUCGAGCGCUACGCGCGGCACCACUUACGGUCGAUCUGAUUGUCAGCAGUUACGUAGGUUGACGCACGCCUGGCGUGAGUGCUCGGCGUGGGGGGGCUUGAGGCUGGACCUCUGAGAAGCAAAAAGACUAC